GAAAACAAAAAUGUGCCCUAUUCUCACCUUAUGUAACAGAAGUAAGGAGUUUAUGAUUAAAAAACUAGCUGCCACUAUAAUCUUUAGGGGAGUGACUCUAUAAGGAAAUGGACGUGAUGUGAACCUUUGCAUCACACAAAAGAAUACUUAGAAGUUGAAAAGGAGCACAGUUGCUCCAGGACCAUAAAUCCCUUCCGAAAAGCUGCAUUCGUGCCAUACACUUAACAGGGUAGAUGCCUGGACCAGUUUUCUCGGUUGGGACACAGACGGAACCCUACACGAAUUAAAUGGGCUGCUUUGCACAACAGCUUAAGCCGCCAAAACAUAAAGCCAAAAUUAAUACUAGCUCAACUUAGCACGACCCACGAAUACUCCAGCAAGUUCUUCAUAGCCAGCCGCUAAGCGGAAAAGAGUAGCACCUGAAAUUUUCUGAAAAAACCCAGGUGCCAGGCGCAUACGCGCGUCUAGCAAGACGCCACGAGUGUGCGUUCUUUAUUGCUACUGCUGGCAAGCUUUAGUCGAAGUCUUGACAUUUAAUACACGACCGGGCUCCAGUCCUGUUUGCAGCACAAAGCUUAAUGGGAAAAGAGCUGCUUUCUGAAGACGGCAAGCGGCCAGCUACCCCGCGGAAGGAAACAACCACCGGCGGUAACCUUCAGGGAAUCCGAUUCCUCCUUCGAGGCUGCGGUGAUCGCUAAGCAAGGCUGAAAGGAAGGAGUGAGAAGGCGAACGAGGGAACGGCGGCUUCUUCGCGCGGAGGGAACUCGCGGGGCGAAUUCCCCGGGAGGGAGGGCGCGCGCUCCGACGGAGAGAGGCACCUGCCGCGAGGAGCGCCUCUUGCAGCGCGCGACGAGAGCGGGGCCUUUGCGUUGUCCCGGGCGUGAAUCGGAGGGCCGGCUUAUGAAGCCGGGCCGGUUGCAAAGGCGGGGUGAGGGGCAGGAGAAGGAGAGAGGCGGUGACCUCAGAGUCCGAUAAGGUUGGAGACAGCGGUGCAAACCGUGGUUUGUCCCCCUUUUAUGGGGGGAAGGCGAGACUAUAAACGGCGCAGUCCGCUGAGGGAAACCCGUCCCUCCUUUUUCCUUUGCUUGCUACGCCCAGCAGCCCUGCCGGUGGGGGACCAUGCAGAGGUCCCCUCUGGAGAAGGCGAACGUUUUCUCCAAACUGUUUUUCAGAUGGACAAAGCCUAUUUUGAAAAAGGGCUAUAGACAGCGCCUGGAAUUAUCAGACAUUUAUCAAAUUCCUGCUGCAGAUUCUGCUGAUAAUCUCUCUGAAAAAUUAGAAAGAGAAUGGGACAGAGAAUUGGCUUCCAAGAAAAAACCCAAACUCAUCAAUGCUCUUAGACGGUGUUUCUUCUGGAAAUUUAUGCUGUAUGGAAUAAUACUGUAUUUAGGGGAAGUUACUAAAUCCGUGCAGCCUCUUUUACUCGGAAGAAUAAUUGCUUCUUAUGAUCCUUCUAAUUCACUCGAACGAUCAAUAGCUUACUAUUUAGCCAUAGGACUCUGUCUUCUCUUCAUUGUACGAAUGUUGCUUCUCCACCCAGCAAUAUUUGGCCUUCAUCACAUUGGAAUGCAAAUAAGGAUAGCCAUGUUUAGCUUAAUUUAUAAAAAGAUUUUAAAACUGUCAAGCAGAGUCCUAGAUAACAUAAGUACUGGACAACUUGUUAGCCUCCUUUCAAACAAUCUGAACAAAUUUGAUGAAGGUCUGGCCUUGGCUCAUUUUGUAUGGAUUGCACCUUUACAAGUUAUGCUGCUGAUGGGGCUUCUUUGGGAGAUGUUGCAGGCAUCAGCAUUUUGUGGGCUUGGAUUCUUGAUUCUUGUCGUCCUUUUUCAAGCCUGGCUAGGACAAAUGAUGAUGAAAUACAGAGAUCAGCGAGCUGGAAAGAUCAACGAAAGACUUGUAAUUACCUCAGAAAUGAUAGAUAAUAUACAAUCAGUGAAGGCUUAUUGUUGGGAAGAUGCAAUGGAAAAUAUGGUUGAAAGUCUGCGACAAAGUGAACUGAAGCUGACCCGAAAAGCUGCAUAUGUGAGAUACUUCAAUAGUUCAGCUUUCUUCUUCUCUGGUUUUUUUGUGGUAUUUUUGGCUGUCCUUCCAUAUGCACUGAGCCAUGGAAUUAUUCUUAGAAAAAUAUUUACUACCAUAUCAUACUGCAUUGUUCUUCGAAUGACAGUCACUAGACAGUUCCCUUGGGCAGUGCAGACAUGGUAUGAUUCUCUUGGAGCAAUAAACAAGAUACAGGAUUUUUUGCAAAAAGAAGAAUACAAAACACUGGAAUAUAAUUUAACAACCACAGGCCUUGAACUGGAUAAAGUAACAGCUUUUUGGGAUGAGCCAGAUCGAAAGUGUGGCCAGAGCUGGAAAUAUGAGCCCACACUUGUGAGCAUUGCUCCUGCCUUCUAA
This is a messenger RNA of Crotalus tigris (Tiger rattlesnake), 2397 nucleotides long. RefSeq names its product cystic fibrosis transmembrane conductance regulator-like. Lineage: Eukaryota; Metazoa; Chordata; Lepidosauria; Squamata; Viperidae. The record is from RefSeq and is a predicted model, not a curated record. Gene Ontology annotation, cellular component: cytosol; apical plasma membrane; plasma membrane. The coding region runs from base 1120 to 2397 and encodes 425 amino acids. Gene Ontology annotation, biological process: chloride transmembrane transport; bicarbonate transport. Gene Ontology annotation, molecular function: ABC-type transporter activity; ATP binding; chloride channel activity. The transcript is spliced from 10 exons.